AAGCCGAGAGAAUGGCGGAUGGCCAUCUCUGACCAAGAAUACCUCAUAUCAACCGAGCUCAACAGCAUUUCACACGACUUUGUGAACAAUGCCUACUCGUCCGAGGACAUGUAUUGGGCGAAAGCCAUGCCGGCUGCGAUCCUCCGAAACAUGCUGUCCAAUUCCUUGGUGAUGGGACUCUACGCACUGGAACAAGUGGGGUUCGCUCGCUUCGUCACGGAUCAUGUCACAGUCUUUUACUUGACUGAUGUUUACGUUGAACCAGACUCCCGAGGAAAGGGACUGGGAAAGUGGCUGAUCUCGUGCUGUCGGGAGAUACUCGACUCGAAGCCGCAUUUGAUGAGAGCGAUGCUCAUGGCUUCGCCGGGAGAGGGCAAGGAGUUCUAUGCAAAAAGCCUCGGUAUG
Messenger RNA from Aureobasidium namibiae CBS 147.97, 405 nucleotides. RefSeq lists its product as uncharacterized. The record is from RefSeq and is a predicted model, not a curated record. Gene Ontology annotation, molecular function: acyltransferase activity, transferring groups other than amino-acyl groups. NCBI's taxonomy places the organism in Eukaryota, Fungi, Ascomycota, Dothideomycetes, Dothideales, Saccotheciaceae. The transcript has 2 exons. The annotation marks the transcript as partial.